Messenger RNA from Cutaneotrichosporon oleaginosum, 2491 nucleotides. RefSeq lists its product as uncharacterized. Gene Ontology annotation, biological process: 4-aminobenzoate biosynthetic process. Lineage: Eukaryota; Fungi; Basidiomycota; Tremellomycetes; Trichosporonales; Trichosporonaceae. Gene Ontology annotation, molecular function: aminodeoxychorismate synthase activity. The record is from RefSeq and is a predicted model, not a curated record. Gene Ontology annotation, cellular component: cytoplasm.
GUUCCGCUCCGCUCUCAUCUCCACCCUCUUCCCCCUUCGGCCUGACAGCUCUCGCGCCGUCAGCGUACGCCGCCCAUUAUGGCGUCUCGCACGCAGCCCCCGCUCCCGCGCACCGUCAUCAUCGACUAUUACGACUCGUACACCAACAAUCUCCUCAUCCUCUUCACGCGGUUGUACUCUGACGCCGAUGUGCUCCGCAAAGUCGUGGUGAUCAAGAGCGACAAAUACGACUGGCCGACGUUCAAGCGCGACGUCCUGCCUUACACGGACUGCGUAAUCAUCUCCCCCGGCCCGGGGCGGCCAGACCAUCCCGCCGACAUUGGCUUUGCGCUAGAGCUGCUGCGUGCGCACCCCGUCCCGAUCCUCGGCGUGUGUCUCGGGCACCAGGCCAUGGCCGUUGCCUUCGGCGGCACGAUCAUCCACACGCCUAAAAUCACUCACGGGCACGAAGUGCGCGUCGUCCCCGUCUCGCCUGCGCUCGGUCUUUUCGCUGCCCCCGAGUUCCCUGAGGACGCGCGCGCCGGCUUCGACGCGGUCGUGUACAACUCGCUCGCGGUUGGCGAUGUUCCGCCCGAGCUCGAGGUGACGGCCUGGUCAGACCCGCGCAACGGCAGCGAGCCGACCAUCCAAGGCCUCAUGCACAAGGAGUAUCCCAUAUGGGGCGUGCAGUAUCACCCUGAGUCCAUCUCAUCUACGCGCGGCGCCGAGCUCCUCCGCGCCUUCGUAGCGCAGGUGCACGAGCACCAUGGCGCCCCGCCCGUCUUUCCACGCCUGGAACACCGGCUCGUCAAGGCCUGUACGUACCGCGUAGCGGCUAGCGCGAGCGCUGCACCGACCCGCGCCCCGUCUCCCACCGGGCCAGGGUUGGCGCAGUACGCCCUGCGCGAGCGGAAGCUGGCUGGGGGACUGGAGCGUGAAACUGCCGAGAUCUACGAGCGCGUCGUGCGCGCCGACAACGCGCGCGUCGGUGAAAUCUGGCUGGACGGAAAGAGCCCAUCGCGCCCGACCACGACCUCGCUCGGGGCGCCCCGCUUCGUGAUCACCUACUGCCUGAGCACGCGCACCGUGUCCCUCCGCACGCGUGCCGGCGUGCAGGACGUGCGUCUGCCGCGCGACGAGACGUUCUUCUCGUGGCUCAACGACGCGCAGAUGGCGUUGCAGGGGCGCACGGGCGGCGAGGUCGGCGGAUUCCGCGGCGGAUGGGCCGGAUGGUUCACUUACGAGAUGAAGGAGGAGAGCUUGGCGGGAUAUCGCGGGCCGGCGUGCGCCGGUGAGCGCGUCGACGCGGUGUGGGCGUGGGUCGACACGCUGGUUGAGCGCGCCGAGGACGGGGCGUGGACGGUUCGCGGUGUCGUGUCUGAUGGCGGCUCAACCGGCGGCAGCGAGCUGCUGGACUGGCUGGCGAAAUGCGGCGUGUAUCUCGGCGUCUCUGAAGCUGCUUUUACUGAGUACGCCUCCUCCGUCGAGGGCGUGCUCGCCUCAUCUCCUGAAAGCACCAUGGCACCCGCUGCGGGCUUCCCGACCUUCCGUCCGCGCAUUAGCGGCGAAGAGCACAUGGCGCGCAUCGACGCAUGUCGCGAGGCGAUCCGGCAAGGCGAGAGCUACGAGCUGAAUCAGACGAUGUCGUUCCUCGCUUCGCUGGACCCCGCGGACGCGUACGCGACAUAUUUACGCCUGCGGAGCUUCAACCCAGCGUACUACUCGACUUUCAUGUCCUUUCCCUCCAUCCCCACACCCAAGGGCAUGGGGUUGCACGUGCUCUCGUCGUCGCCCGAGCGCUUCUUGCAAAUUACCGGGGGCGAGAUCGAGAUGCGGCCCAUCAAAGGCACGGCGCGGCGCGUGCAACCCGGACAGUGCGUGUGCGUCGCGGGGCGCGGAUGCGGGGGCACGGCGCGCGGCAGUGCCGCGUGCUUGGAAGAAGGGAAGCGCGUGGACUUUGAGCGCGGCCGCGCGCUCAGCGAAGACAAAAAGGAGCGCGCUGAGAACCUCAUGAUCGUCGACCUCAUCCGUUCGGACCUGUUGUCGUGCUGUGUUCCCUCGACCGUGCAGGUGCCGCAGCUGAUUGCGCUCGAGAGCUAUGGCGUGCACAACCUCGUCACGACCGUGCGCGGGCGGCUGGCGGAGCACGUUGGCGCCGUCGAGGCCACCAAGCGCUGCUUCCCGCCCGGCAGCAUGACGGGGGCUCCGAAAUUGCGCUCCGUGCAGCUUUUGGACGAGUUCGAGGCGCGGUAUGCGCGCGGGAUAUAUUCCGGUGCCCUAGGGUAUUUUUCGCUGUGCGGCAGCGCGGACCUCAGCGUUGUCAUCCGCACGAUGGUGCUGCAGGGGCGAGACCUCAGCAUCGGCGCGGGCGGCGCCAUCACGUGGCUCUCGGACCGCCAGGAGGAGUGGAGCGAGGUUCUUACGAAGGUUCAGAGCGUUGUGGGGCCGCUGGGGGUGUAAUGGCAUGGAUAUUGGGUUGGAGCAGCAUAGUCUCAUGCAUCUUGGUUGGCGG